This is a messenger RNA of Ziziphus jujuba (common jujube), 813 nucleotides long. Its product is annotated as cytochrome c oxidase subunit 3. The transcript is spliced from 2 exons. The record is from RefSeq and is a predicted model, not a curated record. Gene Ontology annotation, cellular component: mitochondrion; membrane. NCBI's taxonomy places the organism in Eukaryota, Viridiplantae, Streptophyta, Magnoliopsida, Rosales, Rhamnaceae. Gene Ontology annotation, biological process: mitochondrial electron transport, cytochrome c to oxygen. Gene Ontology annotation, molecular function: cytochrome-c oxidase activity.
AUGAUUGAAUGUUAGAGGCAUUCUUAUCAUUUGGUAGAUCCAAGUCCAUGGCCUAUUUCGGGUUCACUCGGAGCUUUGGCAACCACCGUAGGAGGUGUGAUGUACAUGCACCCAUUUUAAGGGGGUGCAACACUUCUCAGUUUGGGCCUCAUAUUUCUCCUAUAUACCAUGAAUUCUGGACGGGUCCUGACAAUGUUUGUAUGGUGGCGUGAUGUUCUACGUGAAUCCAUGUUGGAAGGACAUCAUACAAAAGUAGUACAAUCAGGACCUCGAUAUGGUUCUAUUCUGUUCAUUGUAUCGGAGGUUAUGUUCCUUUUUGCUUUUUUUGGGGCUUUUUCUCAUUCUUCUUUAGCAACUACGGUAGAGAUUGGAGGUAUUUGGCCCCCAAAAGGGAUUGGGGUUUUAGAUCCUUAGGAAAUCCCUUUUCUUAAUACCCCUAUUCGCCUUUCAUCCGGAGCUGUUGUAACUUGGGCUCAUCAUGCUAUACUCGCGGGGAAGGAAAAAUGAGCAGUUUAUACUUUAGUAGCUAUCGUUUCACUGCCUCUAGUAUUCACUGGCUUUUAAGGAAUGGAAUAUUAUCAAGAACCCUUCACUAUUUCAGAUAGUAUUUAUGGUUCUACCUUUUUCUUAGCAACUGGCUUUCAUGUGAUUAUAGGUACUAUUUUCUUGAUCGUAUGUGGUAUUCGCCAAUAUCUUGGUCAUCUGACCAAGGAAUAUCCUGGUGGCUUUGAAGCAGCUGCAUGGUACUAGCAUUUUGUAGAUGUGGUUCAGUUAUUCCCAUUUGUCUCUAUCUAUUGGUGGGGAGGUAUAUGA